AAGAAGAAGAAGAAGAAGAAGAAGCGCUCACUCUGCUAUCCGUUACUUUUCACUGCAGAGAGGCAGACAGUAGUAGUUGCAUCACAGAUACAUCGUCAGUCUGAUGUGGAACUUCCUGGUCAGGCAGAGCUUGUCACAAGAACCAGAACACGCAAUUUGUCAGACUUCUCUCAGCUAACCCAAAUACGCAAUCUAGAUACCGGGUUUCACCGUUAUUACGACUGUGUUAUUUCACAGUGGUCAACAGAGAGGGGAUUCAUUCGUUAACGUUACCCACCAUUAAAGUUAGCUAGUAAGCUAACGUUAGCUCUGUUGUGCUCUAGCCAUGUCCGCUUCGGCUGGAUGCUCCCCGGUGGGUCAUAGCUCAGGUCAUAGCUCGGGCCUCGGCCCUGGUAUGUCCAUGUUUCGCUGGCUAGAAGUCUUGGAAAAAGAGUUUGACAAGGCCUUUGUGGACGUGGAUCUCCUGCUCGGAGAAAUAGACCCAGAUCAAGUGGAUAUUACGUACGAGGGUCGGCAGAAGAUGACCAGCCUAAGCUCCUGUUUUGCUCAGCUCUGUCACAAAACCCAGACGGUUUUCCAGCUGAACCAUAAACUAGAGGCUCAGCUGGUGGACCUGCGUUCAGAGCUGACUGAUGCUAAGGCUGAGCGAAAAGUGAUAGAAAGGGAAGUCCAUGACCAGCUCCUGCAGCUUCAUGCGCUUCAGCUGCAGCUUCAUGCCAAGCAAGGCCUGACUGAAGACUCUGAUGCCAUCAAAGACAGACUGCCUGCAGCUACAUUGGGCGAGAUGGAACAAGAGCUCGAGGUCAGCAAGAAGGAUAAGUUAUCGGAGGCAAGGCUGGACGCAGAAGUGAGACUAUUCAAGAAAGAGAAUGAGGCUCUGCGCAGACACAUGGCCGUACUGCAGGCCGAAGUGUACGGAGCCAGACUGGCUGCCAAAUACUUGGACAAGGAGCUGGCUGGCAGGGUGCAGCAGAUCCAGUUACUGGGCCGUGACAUGAAAGGGCCGGCACAUGACAAGCUGUGGAACCAGCUGGAGGCAGAGAUUCACCUUCACCGCCAUAAGACUGUCAUCCGAGCAUGCAGGGGUCGCAAUGAUCCCAAGAAACCCCUUCACUCCCCUGUUGGGCAUGAGCCAGACAUGUUGAAGAAAACCCAGGGAGUCGGCCCAAUAAGAAAGGUGGUGCUAGUCAAAGAUGAUCACGAGGGGCUUGGAAUCUCCAUUACAGGUGGAAAGGAGCACGGUGUUCCCAUUCUAAUUUCCGAGAUCCAUCCAAGUCAGCCUGCGGACAGAUGUGGAGGUCUGCACGUCGGAGACGCCAUCCUCGCUGUCAACAGCAUCAAUUUGCGAGAUACCAAACACAAAGAGGCUGUCACCAUUCUGUCCCAGCAGCGAGGGCAGAUAGAGUUUGAGGUGGUGUACGUGGCUCCAGAGGUGGACAGCGAUGAUGAGAACGUGGAGUAUGAAGACGACACUGGACAUCGCUACCGACUCUAUCUGGAUGAACUGGACGACCGCAGCACAGCGCCGCCCAGCAACAGCUCGGCAUCGCUGCAGGCUCUGGAAAAGAUGUCACUGAGCAAUGGAGCAGAGAAUGGAGACACUGGCAUCUCCUGUGAGACGACUUCAGGGGAAACUUCUUCAAAGCCUCCUGAGACUGACUGCUCCUCCUAGAGGCUCAACCUCACCAUUGGUAUUUGGAGAUAUAACAAGAGGAUUGGUGGGAUAAUUCCCUUCAAAGAACUGAAUCAAAGAAUUCUAUGACAACCUUAGGGACGAGGGAAAAUGAACAGAGGUGGUCUGUUUUCCCUUUUUCCUCUUGGUGUUCUGGGGUGAUGGGAUUUGGAGGUCUAGUCUGGGCUUGUGGCAAUGAUUUGGAGUAAAAGUACACGUUUUAAGAAGCAGGGGUGUAACAUAUUUAGAGGAGGGAUUGAUAUUGAAUAAUGGUUGACUUUUUUUCUGGAUAUUUUUAAUUUAAGAUACUGAUGGAAAUUGACAGCUAAAUGUGAGAAAAGUAGACGUCACCAAGCUGUCGGGUCGGCACAGUGACAUGAAGGAGGAAGAGGUUACGUUGGAAAUGUGUUUUGGAGAAACGCUUGUAGAGUGUUUUGCUUCUGUUUUGUAUUCAUCUUGACCACACUAUGACAAGACUGUAUUGUCCUGCAGGGACCCCGGUAGAGACCACACAAAUAACUUGGAAAGGAAAUGAUUGUUUUUUACGAAAGAGAAUAAGUAUGUUAACAACCGUCUCAGACGUAAGUGAUCAUUCUAGCUAGCAGGAGCAAGGCCAUUCACGCUCGGAAGUUGUGCCUGUUGUCACCAAUACACUUUUUAAAACUUUUUAGAAGCGCAUUUAAAACCGAAGCAAAGUAGAUAGUCUGAGUGUCCAGGGUUUAACAACCACAUGAUGAUACAAAAGAAAACAGUUCUUGUCAUUUGACAACAGUGGCUGUGACACCACAGGGGUUUCCUUCCCUACAGGCAGCGUGCGUCGUAAGGUUUGACGAGUAACAUUUUAAAGGCACCUCAAAAAUCCCUUUCCGAACGGCUGCCUUCUUUACUCUAGCUUUUUAAGGGCACAACCGGUUUCCUUUUUAAAGGGAUAUUUUGAAGUGUGGUUGUAUGAGGUACUUCUCUAUAGUCGGUGUAUUACCUGCAGUAGAUGGCGGUCUGCACACCCCCAGUUAGAUAAGCAGACAGGAAGCAAAGCCAUGUACUGCUGUGGAGGGGAGGGGGGGGGGCAGGGGGCAGCAGUAAAACGUAUUCUAACCACCUAAAAGAAAGUCUAAAUGUAUAUUUAGAAUAUUUUCACUCAAACUGAUAUUAUUGUUUUUAGGCGGUUCAAAUAAGUUUUGCCGCUGCCCCCCUCCACAGCUUGCGUGCUGUAACUCCAGUCUGUUUCUCCUAACCACCUACUGUAAGUAAUACACUGAGUAUGGAUAAGUACCUCAUACGACCCCACUUCAAAACAUCUGGACUAUCCCUUUAACACCCUUGUAGUAUCCCAAAUCCAAGUUCUUAAUGGCCCCUGUCAAGACAUUAAACCCUUCAGAGCCAGCAUUUAGCAAAACAAUCAAACAAUGUAAACUAUGCUAUAUGUAUAUUUUAGGCUAAAAGAAGCAAGUUCUUCUCCAUAUUCCAGAUAUUUUAGUUACAACUGACACUGCAAGGACGCUCAGAAGUCCUUGAGGACAUUGUCAUUGACCUCAAAACCCCGUCCUGGUAUCCUAUCCUAUUUAUAAGGUGGUGACUGCAGGGUAGAUGUUCCAUUGACCAGUCAUCCCGCCAUCGUUUUUUAACCUUGUUCCAUCACUAACAUAUUUUGGCAUGUCACUGUAUGUUGAAUACAGGGUGGGCACAAUUACACAUGUAUGAUAUGUCAUUGAAUGCAAUCAUUCUUAAUGAUGGGGUCUUUCUUAACUGUUGUAUUGCUGUAUACUGUAUUAUUGUUUUAUUACCUACCCAAAGAUCUACAGUGUUAAUACAUGAUUGUGCCCAGCUCUUGUAUCUGUCACUACUACCUGCCCGUGCUCAGGCCCAAAGGAACACGAGUGAGGAAGCCACCUUACAGCAUUCAAAUGUCACUUUCUUUACUUUGUUAUUCUGUUUACUUGGUGCGUGACUCUAAACUCUUGACACAUAUGAUGUGCAUCUUUAUACGUAAUGUAUUCAAGUCACACAAUUUAUUUAGCCUUUAAAUAAAGUUUGGUUCCAAUAUGA
Cottoperca gobio is the source of this 3718-nucleotide messenger RNA. It is a transcript of the gene gopc, whose product is annotated as golgi-associated PDZ and coiled-coil motif containing. The transcript has 9 exons. Gene Ontology annotation, cellular component: Golgi apparatus; membrane; trans-Golgi network transport vesicle. Bases 326 to 1672 code for a protein of 448 amino acids. Gene Ontology annotation, molecular function: transmembrane transporter binding. Lineage: Eukaryota; Metazoa; Chordata; Actinopteri; Perciformes; Bovichtidae. Gene Ontology annotation, biological process: negative regulation of protein localization to cell surface. The record is from RefSeq and is a predicted model, not a curated record.